AUGUCUGGUGAGAAGUUAACAGUGAACCUCCAAGGUGAAAUAGUCAAACCACAUACAGUAAAGCGGUUCCCAGGAUAUGGCUUACCAUUCCCGAAGGAGCCAACAAGGAAAGGCGACCUGCUUGUUGCCUUUGACAUCAAAUUCCCCGACCGUUUAAGUACAGGUGUAAAGGAAAUACUCAUGGACACAUUACCAAACUGA
This is a messenger RNA of Parnassius apollo (apollo), 201 nucleotides long. The record is from the annotation of a GenBank genome assembly. NCBI's taxonomy places the organism in Eukaryota, Metazoa, Arthropoda, Insecta, Lepidoptera, Papilionidae.